GAUUAUAUUUGGGUUAAAACUAAAUUCUAUUGAUACUAGUUUGGGGUUUAGCAUCCUGAAUUUUAUUGGUUAACUAAGAAUAUUUCUGGUUGUUUCUGCUAAAAACCACAGCCCCAUCUCAGGGCAAUACAAAAACAUUUCUGGCAGUAACUGUUCCAACAGUGAUUUUAAACGCGGUUCCCUCUAUGAAGCAAACUUAUGGCACGAGAGAAUGGCUGCAGUCGAUGACUUUGUGUAAUUACGUGCAGUUUGUUCGUUGAUGCUCAUUGCCUUCAGUGACAGACCCCGGGAGCGAACACAACUCGUUGUUUGCUGCGGAGGAGCUGGGCUCAGGCAGGCUGUCCGCCGGGACUCAACAUCGCACCGCGGGCACACAUCCCAGCGGCGCUCGCUGAAUCCCGCCUUUCAGAAAGCCCUGUAACAUUUCGUGUUUAACUAUAAAAACCUUUUACGUGCUUUUGCUGGAUUUAGAGACUGCACAGACGCAACAUGGGGCUUUUCUUUGGCGUUCCUGCUUCGUCCGUGGGGCCGCGGGGCCGAAGGCCCGUUGCCGAUGAGGGAGCGAAGGGCGGGGCUGCCCCGCCCGCGCUGGGCUCCGCCCCGGGCCCGCGGCCUGCGGAGGCCGCCCCGACCGCCCCCGGCGGGCGCCACCUGCCCGCCCGGCGGCCCCGCCGCGCCGCCCGCGCCCAUAGGCCGGCGGGCUGUGGCGGGCGCGGCCGCGCUCACUCCGCGCUGAGCGCCGGGCCGGGCCGGGCGAUGCCGUGCGGGCAGCCCGACAGCGGGGCCGCGGCCGCCCCGGCGCGGUACGUGCUGGGGGUGGAUGUGGGCAGCACGAUGGUGAAGUGCCACGUCUAUGACCGCGCGGCCGCCGUCAGGGGCUCCAGCUGCAGGAAGGUGGAGUCGCUUUAUCCUCGUCCUGGAUGGGUUGAAUUAGAUCCUGAAGUGCUGUGGAGUCAAUUUGUUGGUGUAAUAAAAGAGGCUGUACAAACUGCAGGGCUUCACAUGGGGCAAAUUGCUGGUCUUGGCAUCUCCACACAGAGAGGAACUUUCAUUACAUGGCACAAGAGGACAGGGAAACCUUUUCAUAAUUUCAUAAGUUGGCAAGACAUAAGAAGUGCUGAACUUGUGCGUUCCUGGAAUAAGUCCCUCCUGCUGAAGGUAAUCCAUGUUAUUUUUACAGUGCUUCAUUUCUUGACUGGGAACGAUCGAUAUUUGGCACCAAGUUUUCUUACUUUUUCAACACAACAAACUUCUAUGAAGUUGUCAUGGGUUUUUAAAAACAUACCUGAGGCUGAAGAAGCUGCCAAAAAAAACAACUGCUGCUUUGGGACAAUUGACACAUGGUUACUGUAUAGAUUGACUAAAGGUUCUGUGUAUGCUACAGAUUACUCCAGUGCCAGUUCUACAGGCAUUUUUGAACCCUUUACGAAAUGUUGGAGCCCCACUUUAUGUAAUCUACUUUCUCUUCCAAAGUCUAUUUAUCCACCAGUGAAAGACACGAGCUUCAACUUCGGAUCAGCUGACUCUGAAAUAUUUGGGGUACCUAUUCCAAUAAUGGCACUGGUAGCUGAUCAGCAGUCAGCUAUGUUUGGAGAAUGCUGCUUCCACCCAGGAGAUGUUAAACUGACAAUGGGAACGGGAGGUUUCUGGAAUGUGAAUACUGGAGAGCGUCUCUUUGCAUCACAGAGAAGUCUUUAUCCACUGAUUGGUUGGAAGAUUGGGAAAGAAGUUGUUUACUUAACUGAAGGCACUAUAUCGGACAUUGGCACUGCCAUAAAGUGGGCUCAGGAUAUAGAUCUUUUCACCAGUGUAGAUGAAACAGCAGAAAUGGCACAGAGCAUUGCUGAUUCUCAAGGCGUUUGUUUCAUUCCAGGUCUUCAGGUUUCUGUGGAUGGCACAUAUUUAUGUGCCUCUUUCAUGGGGCUGAAGCCUUCCACUACCAGAAACCAUCUUGUACGAGCUAUACUGGAAUCUAUAGCUUUCAGAAACAAAGUGCUUUAUGAUACCAUUGUGAAGAAGGUGCACAUUCCUCUUCAAACCAUUCGCCAGGGGUCAGCAUGGCACUGUGAUCAAGAGAGAGGCAGCCUUCCUAUCCCUCCUGUGCCUCUGCAGAGGAAGGAACAGACUGGCAGGCAUGUGGACACAAAUCACUCUUGAGUAGUGGAAGAAAACUGAGAGUACAAGGUGGGAGGAGCCAGAAGUUUCUCUUUUCCAUCAUGUACUGGAGCAGAGUAGGCAAAGGUGAAGAAACAGCCAGGCUUGGGGGUUUAAUGGAGACAAAAAGAUUAAAAGUAUCUGAAUUUUUGAUUCCUUAGGAAACUUUUUUACGUGGAAAAUUGCAUCCAAAAUUUGAGAAGUCACAUUAAGAGUGCAAACUGAAAAAUGGGAAGUGUGGAAGUACAGCCUAGGGAAUAUUAGAAUUCUGAUCCCACUUAUGUUGUAAUAUAAACUUUAAAUUGUAUGAUCACGUUAUUUUCUAUUCAUUGAUAGAAAAAUUGCUGCUUCAUAUAGUGACUAAUAGUUAACUAGCAUCAGUAGCAAUUCAACUUGUGGGUUAAGCAUUAGAAGAUAAUGAGAUAAACUCAGUGGAGUUUUCAGUAGGGUUGUAAACUGCUCUCCCAUCCUUUUGUCUGCACAUCUUCAGUAUCUGUCAGUUACUUUUGAUUUUUUGGUUUUGCUUUUAUCCCAUAAAUACUUUCAUUCCCUUUUUAGCUGUUGUCCUGUAUCCCUUGUUCUUUCCCAGUCUCUGGCUCUUACAAGCUCCUACCAAGUUGUUGUUUUCAUUAGUCCUCUACUUUCCUAUUACUUCUCUUUGCUUGUCUCAACACCAUCAAGGAAAACACAGAGAAAGAACCCUCACUUUAGCCCAGCUGUUCUGUGCUGUAACAGCCUGCAGGAGCCUUUUUAAGGAUGAUCUUGGUGGUCCCUGGAGCCCUGGAGUGUUCAUGUGUUCUGUGAAAUAGCACAUCCCUGGUCAAAUGGCACAUAGGAACUUGGAGCUAGCAGAUGUACAGAUUGAAUCUUCAAAGUAUCCAGCAGCAAAAUUUGGCUAAAUGUAAAACUGAGUAUUUGGAAAUUUUUAAUAGUAUGGAAGACUUCACCUGGCAUAUUUGAAUUGAAGAUCUUGAAGCAAUUAAUAAGUUUUAUUACCCAACACUUUCUAUAGCAAUAAACAGUAGAGGUCUUUUCUAUACCACACUUGAUAGAGCAACAGCUCCAUGCUUGGCUGGUAUUGGAGUCCAAGAGCAUAAUGAACCAAUCUCUGACAUUUCAAAGAUUGCUUUUUGUCACAGUUACUUUUGUUUGCAAGUGCGAUUACUUUGUUCUCUCAGAUGAUUAAAGAUUUCCAUUGAUAA
Messenger RNA from Pseudopipra pipra, 3356 nucleotides. It is a transcript of the gene GK5, whose product is annotated as glycerol kinase 5. The record is from RefSeq and is a predicted model, not a curated record. The transcript is spliced from 15 exons. Lineage: Eukaryota; Metazoa; Chordata; Aves; Passeriformes; Pipridae. Gene Ontology annotation, cellular component: mitochondrion. Gene Ontology annotation, molecular function: phosphotransferase activity, alcohol group as acceptor; kinase activity. Gene Ontology annotation, biological process: glycerol metabolic process; glycerol-3-phosphate biosynthetic process; triglyceride metabolic process. Bases 490 to 2157 code for a protein of 555 amino acids.